Messenger RNA from Effrenium voratum, 3885 nucleotides. The record is from the annotation of a GenBank genome assembly. Lineage: Eukaryota; Dinophyceae; Suessiales; Symbiodiniaceae.
GUAGCCUUGCCAAACUGAAGGUAUCGAUACCGAUCACAGCCCUCAGUCUGAAGGCAUCACAACAUGCAUAAGUAUCGGUAUAGACAUUAGGCUGCAGGUGCUCAGCUAACAUGGCACGCGCUUCAAAUUGGGCCAGGGCUAGGGACGGUGCCGUGAAAUAGGUUAUGCGGAAGCCGCGCAGAACGAGAUUGUCCCUCCCAACAAGCCCUCCGCACAGACGUGUUCAUGUAAACAGAAUGCAUGGGUUAUAGCAUGCCCAUUUGCGCGCCGAGUAGAUGUGCGGGCAGGGACUUUGAGACCCAUUGCCAGCGCAGUGCCCGCAAGGCGCGGCGGACUCUGCCCCAAGCCGCAAUUCGCUUUGCGAACGCUGCGAUCAAGCCAGCCGAAGCCUUCGCAAAGGCAAUUGUGGCUUUCGACAGAGUCCGCAAGCAUCUUGACUUGUUUUCUGCACGUUGCGUGUUUUGUUGGCAGCUGACCAGCAGUUGCAAAGAGCCCUUUGCUUGCGGGUUCGUGCCUGAUCUCCGGCCUUACGGCUCUUUCGCCUGAGUACUUCGGUGGGAGCCGCUUCAUCCGUUGCGACUGAGUGCUUUGCGACUGCCAAGAAGCCGCCGUUUUGCCUUUGGCCAAGUUGGCAAUUUCUAUUGUUUUCGAGAGAUGGAUCCCAACAUUCGCAAGGGCCGCUGCCUCUCUCGACAGGGCCCACAGCACCGUGGCUUGCGCUUUGCUCGUCGUGCGAUUUGUGGGUGCCGGCUGACCAGCAACUGGGCAGGCAAUGCACCGUUUUACUGACUGGCGCCUGCAAAUCCGAGAGCGGGGCUGCGUGAAGAUGCGGGGAGUGAUGAUGAUGGCAAAUGCGCUGAGUGCCUGCUGCCCAUUACGUCCCGAUCCUGGGAGGAGGGCCCACACUGGGUUCUAAUAUCUUCGCGUCCGAUCUCUGACCUUUAGACACCUUGCGCCUGAGUACUUUGGCGGGAGCCGUUUCCGCCUUUCAGAGUGACUGAGCAGGUCCUUUGUUGAUCGAAAGUGCUUUGCAACUGUCGAGAAGCCUUCGUUUCUCUUGCCAAGUUGGCGGGUCCGUUUGCUUUUGAGAGGCCAAUCGCAGCCUUCACAAAGGCAACGGUGUCUUGCAACAGGGUCCACAGUGCCUUGGCUUGCGUUUGGCUCUUUGCGUGAUUGCUUGGCAGCGGCUGACCAGCAACUGGGCGCUGUGCUGGCAACCGGUCCCUGAAGGGGGCCCGAGUGCUGCGCAAAGCGUUCCGGUACUCAGAUGUGAGGCGCGCCGAGCACGCCCGUUGCUAGUUCAAUUUCUUUGUUAGAAACCCUUGCGCCUGGGUCGCGUGUUGCGACUCGCGGCCAGCUACUUAAAAUCUUCAAGCCAAGCUUAGAGAGUGGUUCUAAGGUUCGCAACCGAAGUAAUGCAAGCCCAGGGCUUGCGUUGAGCGCGUGGACUAUAGGACCGAAAGGACACUUGUGAACAAGUUUUUGGGUGAUCCGAGCGUCUCGAAGGCGCGUUGUCAAAGUAAAUCUGCAUUUUGGCUUCUUGGUCACAAAUCAAGAAGUUGGAGUCUCCUGCAGCGAUUUAUGGGCUCCAGCGCUCCAAUUUCGUCCUCUCCAUGAGGUCGCGAAGAGGAAACAAAUUAGGGCUGGCAGGGUCGUGUGCUGUCCCCAAACAACCAGGGCACAUGCGACUGAGAAAAGCUGUCCGAAUCACAACUGUGAAAUGCGCCUGUGCCAGUUGACCGUGACAUCUUGCUGACUCAGCACGAAAUCGGGACAAUUGACGGUGAAGUUUCCAGAACCGAGCUGUUAGGUUUUGCCUUUUCCUCACCCGCUUGACGCGGACAGAGAAGCAUACGAGUUUCUUUGCUCACGCAGAGUAGCGCUGUUGCCUUCUCGCUGCCUCUUUUGCAUCAUUGCAUCCUUCAAGAGAUAGCCAGGUUGUAUAGUGGAGUGGAUCAUGUGCAACGCACUCAAAGAAAAACUUUGGAAGCCGUGCCUGUGAAGGAUCCACUGCCACGAAGAAUCGCCUGCGUCCUCAAAGGACCGCAGUGAGAGCGCAAAAGCGAGGCAGAAACAAGGAACCAGCAACACAUUCUGACCAGCUGAGUGACUGAGUUUCCUGCGCCUUCUUGACUUGAACUUUCCUUGCCAUACUUAGACUUGGCACAAAGGGGGGCGUAGCGGGCAAGCUGCCCAUUCUCUUUCAGUUUGAAGCUGCAAGGUCCUUACGAGUGCCAGAGCCUGAGCCAUAGACCAUCGACCCAUGAAGCCAAGAUGCCGGAAAGCCAAGAUGCCAAGUUUGUCCACAACCAGGCAAGUAUUCGGAUGUUCAUCGUUACCUUGUAAACAGAGAAGACGGGAAAGCAAAUUCUCAUUGUGAGAAGUUGGGCGGCGCGAGGCAGUUGCCCGUCUAUCGCAGACUACAUGAGUGCGCCUGAUUAUCAGGGUCGCUCGGAACGCCCUUCAGUUUUUGAAGCAGACUCAGUGGAGUCUGCUGGGUUCCAAGUUUGUGACUCGGGUUUUGCUUCCCAAUUCCCAGGUCGGUAAUUUUGGAGGAACUCCUGGUCUCUUUUUUGAGGACGUGGGGGCUUGUCAAAGUUAGGGGUCCUUCGUAUCCUUUCAGAAGGCACCUUGGGCAAAGUCCGAAAGGGAAGCCGCCAACACACUCAACUGAUUCGUCAGCCGCGCUGGCAACCCGAAGCAUGAGUCGUAUUUAGCAGGGGGCGUUUCCGUCUGCUCUGGAGGCACAUGGCAACAACUCAAGUUGCAGGCAGCGGUCUGCAGUGCGUGUUUUAAAUGUCUUCUCCCUGGAUCAGGCUUGUUUAAUGUUGGGACUUGAUGGUAGUGUUGAGUUCUUUGUGUAGAGAUCGCGAAACGGAUGCCUCGCCUAAUAGGCUCCUUCUUCCACAAGCGGCUCAAGCUGCUCCUUCUAUGCCUCUCAACAAAGUUGAUAGCUUUGCUUGCUUAAGGAGCAGUAGCGGUUCCGCGCGACCGAAACUAAGUCAACGAUAGCGUCGGAAAACUUGACCUUCAAACUCAUUUCGUCAUGGAACUCAGCGCGUCUUCCCUGGAGCAUCUGGCAUCGCGGCACGUCCAAGGGUGAGUGGGUCAAAGCACUUUUCUCGCUUGCAGCUUGUGAGCCCGCCUUACCCAAUUUUAGGGCGAAUGAACUUGAGCUUUCUGAAGAUGUUCCGCUCCUGCAAAGAGAGCCACAAGGCCUGCAAAAGGACAUAGAAAGGCUGGGGAGUAGGUGAGUGAGACAGGUGGACAGACCGCGUGCUGGCUUCAGAAGGGGAGCCGUGUGCCUGAAGCGUUGCAGCACGGCUCAUGGGCGACAAGACUCGACAAGUUCAUUUAAAGCAGAGGGCCGCGAGCUUACGUGGUGAGCAGUCUUUUCAGCUUUCCAACGGCCGUCAUGAUCUUAAAGUUUCGUCAGCAGCAGAAUUAUUGUGGGCUUGACAACAAGCUCGCGAAUUUGCGAUGAGGGUCUCCGGAUAGUUACACUGCUCAUUUUGGUUGCGACAAGUGGGGAUGCGCGAGGCGGUUGCCCGUCCAUCGCAGUUAGAGGCCUUCGGUCUCCUACGCCUGGCUCAGGCUUGUUUAAUGUUGGGACUUGAUGGCAGUUUCGAGCUUUGUGGAGUGCUCACUUGCAAGAGUGCGAGCCCGCCUUACCGAAUCGUAGUGUAACCGAACCUGAAGUUCAUUGAAAGCAGCGGGCGCCGAGCGCUCUCCACCGUUUGCGCAGUGAGCAGCCUUUUCAGCUUUUCAGCGGGUCUAAAGGCUUCGAAAGAAGCACAAUUAUUUGUGAAGACAAGCGUGCGACGGCGCGAUGAGGGUCUCCGGACAGUGCCGUGGCUUCUCGCUUUGGAUGCCACGCGCGCCUGG